GUGGUGGCCAUCGACGUGGACAUGGCGUUCUUUGAGCCCAAGAUGAGGGACAUCCUGGAGCAGAACUGCAGCAGUGAUGAGGACUGCAGCUUCUUCGACUGCUCGUCCAGGUGUGACCCGCUCCGCCGCAGGUGCAGCCCCCGCCGCAGGAACACCAACCUGCAG
Messenger RNA from Austrofundulus limnaeus, 165 nucleotides. Its product is annotated as protein FAM69C. The record is from RefSeq and is a predicted model, not a curated record. NCBI's taxonomy places the organism in Eukaryota, Metazoa, Chordata, Actinopteri, Cyprinodontiformes, Rivulidae.